AUGGCCGCAACAGUAGCGUCACUUUUCUCUUUGGAGGGCAGAAUCGCUCUCGUGACUGGCGGCACUCGAGGCAUUGGCCAAGCGAUGGCCAUUGCCCUCGCUGAAGCUGGCGCCGACGUUGUUCUGGUUCAGCGAGACACGUCGAAUACAGCAACCAAAGACCACAUCACCAACCAGAUUGGCCGCAAGGCAUGGAUUCACAUUGCCGAGUUAUCUGAUCGCAAGGCUGUUAAGGAUAUUGUACCGGCCUUGGUCAGCCAGGGAAUCAAGCCUGAUAUCUUGGUGAACUGCGCCGGUAUCCAGCGCCGUCACCCAAGUGAGGCAUUCCCCGACGAGGACUGGGACCAGGUUCUGAAUGUCAAUCUGUCCUCAGUAUUCACGCUGUCCCGUGAAUUCGCGGCCUCAUUACUCUCUCGUGAUCCUUCCCCCUCCGGUCACCGCGGUAACAUCAUCAACGUCGCAUCCCUCCUCACUUUCCAAGGUGGAAUCAACGUUCCAGCUUACGCAGCUUCUAAGGGUGGGGUUGGACAGCUGACCAAGGCUCUUUCCAAUCAAUGGGUGUCCCGGGGCAUUAAUGUGAAUGCAAUUGCUCCCGGAUACAUCGCCACGGACAUGAACGAGGCCUUGAUUAACGACCCCGAACGUAAUGCCGCUCUCCUGGCCCGUAUUCCUGCCGAGCGAUGGGGCAAACCUGAAGACUUCAAGGGUGUGGUGGUCUUCCUAGCUAGCCGGGCUAGCGGCUACGUUACCGGCGAGAUCAUUACCGUUGAUGGUGGCUGGAUGGCCCGGUAA
Messenger RNA from Penicillium chermesinum, 792 nucleotides. Its product is annotated as putative 2-deoxy-D-gluconate 3-dehydrogenase. The transcript is spliced from 3 exons. Bases 1 to 792 code for a protein of 263 amino acids. Lineage: Eukaryota; Fungi; Ascomycota; Eurotiomycetes; Eurotiales; Aspergillaceae. The record is from RefSeq and is a predicted model, not a curated record. Gene Ontology annotation, molecular function: oxidoreductase activity, acting on the CH-OH group of donors, NAD or NADP as acceptor.